Molecule: messenger RNA, 1838 nt
Organism: Pungitius pungitius (ninespine stickleback)
Lineage: Eukaryota; Metazoa; Chordata; Actinopteri; Perciformes; Gasterosteidae
Product: GTPase KRas
Exons: 5
Coding region: 305-868 (187 amino acids)
Biological process (GO): Ras protein signal transduction
Cellular component (GO): plasma membrane
Molecular function (GO): GDP binding; GTPase activity; GTP binding
Source: RefSeq, a predicted model, not a curated record
CUUCAUUGAGCCACAACGGAGCCUAAAUAGGAACUCGGUCGGUUUCGGGCUUUUAAUUUAUUCAUUACAUGAAGUAAGAUUUGUACUAAUAGCGUCACAAAUCUGCGGUUACUCGUUUUUGACACGUUAUACAAGUCAGGAAAACGAGUUGCGGACUGACCCUGAAGUUUGUCCACAAGUGGGUUUUAAAAAAAAAAAAAAGGAAAUCGUCUCCAGGCUAAGGCUAUGUAGCAAGCUAAUCUCAGUUAUCCUACGUAAAACCCGGCUAACCUUUCACAAACAGCCGCAAACCCCGCACCGAGGCAUGACCGAGUACAAACUCGUGGUGGUCGGGGCAGGAGGUGUCGGGAAGAGCGCUCUCACCAUCCAGCUCAUCCAGAACCACUUCGUGGAUGAAUACGAUCCAACCAUCGAGGACUCGUACAGAAAGCAGGUGGUGAUUGAUGGAGAGACGUGUCUGUUGGACAUCCUGGACACUGCCGGUCAGGAGGAGUACAGCGCCAUGAGGGACCAGUACAUGAGAACAGGAGAGGGCUUCCUCUGUGUGUUUGCCAUCAACAACACCAAGUCCUUUGAGGACGUUCACCUCUACAGAGAGCAGAUCAACAGGGUGAAGGACAGUGACAGUGUUCCCAUGGUGCUGGUGGGGAAUAAGAGCGACCUGAGCACUCGCACGGUGGAGUCGCGGCAGGCGCAGGAGCUGGCUCGAAGCUACGGAGUCCCGUUUGUCGAGACCUCUGCCAAAACCAGACAGGGCGUGGAGGAAGCUUUUUAUUCGCUAGUACGUGAGAUCAGAAGGUAUAAGGAGACCAACCGCAGCAACAAGAAGAGCAAGAAGAACACUCAGAGACGCUGCAUGAUACUAUAGCCCAACACGCAGACCAGCUCAUCCCUAAAAGCACUUGCUCACCCUCACACACUGCCCCCCCCCUCCUCUCCUCCUCCUCUCCUCUCCCCUCCCAGUCACGUUGGCGAUGUCCAUCACGGCAGUGGAAGCGGCCGUUGGUUUCCACAUGCAGGAUGUCACCACAGGAUAUGCAGUGUCUAUUCAACGCUGUGAAUUAUCUGCUUCUUUUUGUUGACCAAACAGCUGCAAAAUGAAGUUUUUAGAUUUUUUUUUUGUUAGCAUUUGUGCAAACUUCAUCUGAGUCCAUGGUAGAAAGCAUUUGUCUGUAAUGAUUGUAGUCUUUUACUAAUUGGUAUUAUGUCAUUCGUGUCACAAGCAAUUCCUGUUGACUCUUUGUAGGUCAGGGGUCCACCGUGGUGGUGCGUCACCGCACUUUGUACCGUCACAUCAGGUGACACUUUCAGUCCAAAUCUUCUAAAUUCUGUGGUCAUUUAGAGAGGGUGAGGUUGGAUUGGUACCAUUUUAAAAGGGUUUACUCGGCUAUUUCUCAGGUCCUGAUAACACAACAUAUUCCUCACGAGUUCUGAGAUCUGAUGCAUUGUGUCAGCGGGUUCCUGCCUGUCAGUGUUGCCUGUUGCGAUGUGGUACUACAUUCAAUAUUUAAACUCCACUGAUGCUCGACGCCCCACAACAUCUCAAGGACUGUGACUUGUUAUCUGAUUAAGAUAUUUAAUAAGGAACCUGUUUUCUAUAGCAGUGUUUGUCCUCUUUCAUAAUUAGUCAUGUUGUGGAUGGAAUUUAUAUUUUUGUAGUAUGACCAUGAACGGUUCCUGCUUUUCAGUGGUGUUAAAGUCAAACCAGCUUCCCAAAGCCUUUCGUUAUCUGGACUUUAUGUAGUUCCAUUGUUAAAACAUUUAGUCUCUCACUGACAGCUAUGUAAAAUCUUUAAUGCACUCUGCUGUAAUGAACAAUUAAAUGUCUUCAGCUUGUA